Molecule: messenger RNA, 1478 nt
Organism: Ochotona curzoniae (black-lipped pika)
Lineage: Eukaryota; Metazoa; Chordata; Mammalia; Lagomorpha; Ochotonidae
Gene: TM4SF1
Product: transmembrane 4 L six family member 1
Exons: 5
Coding region: 114-722 (202 amino acids)
Cellular component (GO): membrane
Source: RefSeq, a predicted model, not a curated record
CCUGAGCACUGCUUUCUGUUUUUUUUACGCUUGGGCUCAACUCAUCUGAUCCAGGGCAUCGCUGGCCCGCAGACACGCAGAAGGGAGAAGCUCCCGGUCGCCUCGGUAUAGCCAUGUGCUACGGCAGGUGUGCUCGAAGCAUUGGACAUUGCCUGAUCUGGCUGGCCGUCCUCAGCAUUGUGGCUAACAUCUUGCUUUACUUUCCCAAUGGGGAAACCAAGUACGCGACGGAAAACCUCCUCAGCCGCUUCGUGUGGUUCUUUGCUGGAAUCCUGGGAGGGGGCUUGCUGAUACUGCUGCCGGCGUUUGUCUUCAUUGGGCUGGAAGAAGAUGACUGCUGUGGCUGCUGCGGCCAUGAGAACUGUGGCAAGAGGUGCUCGAUGCUUUCUUCUGGACUGAUGGCCACCAUCGGAAUCCUCGGGUCUGGCUACUGCAUCAUUGUGGCAGCUCUGGGCUUGGCAGAAGGACCAAGAUGUCUCAAUUCCCUCGGCCAGUGGAACUACACCUUUGCCAGCACUGAGGGCCAGUACCUUCUGGACACCUCCACGUGGUCCCAAUGUGUUGAGCCCAAGCAUAUUGUGGAGUGGAAUGUGACUCUGUUUUCUAUCCUCUUGGCUCUUGGUGGAAUUGAAUUCAUCCUGUGUCUUGUUCAAGUAAUCAAUGGGGUGCUUGGAGGUAUCUGUGGCUAUUGCUGCUCUCGCCAACAGCGAUAUGACUGCUGAAAGAGCCACCACCUGAAGACAACUACAGCCUUCCUCUACUGCGUUGUAAUUUAUAUAUUUUACUUUUAUUAAUUUGUAAAACUUUGUAUUAGUGUAUCAUAUUCCACAUAGUCUACUUUUAUAAAGGUGUAUAAAGACUGACAUUUUCAUGUGUCAAUAUUUGAACUUGGUCAAAAACUCCCCUCCCCCCCCCCUUUUUUUUUUGGUUAAGAAAUAAGGAAACAUCCCCCACUGUGCGUCAUGUACAGAUCAGUAAUGGUCCCUUGCAUAGCUGAGAUCAGCCCAACAGUGUUGUGGAUAAGACAGAUCUUCCAGCUCCCAUUGUACCUCCACACAUGUGGUUUGAAAAUAAAAGGUGCCUAGCUGCUCUUGAUGAGACCAAGGACAACGUUAAGUGUUUUCACUGUUUCAAUGGGGAUCCCAUUGGUGUGCCUACAAACCACAACAAGAGUGCCUUUCCAAGGAUGCGGUGUUCUGGGAGCGACCCAGAGUGAGGGACUCGGCAAGGAUGCUCCACCCCAAAUGUAUGAGGCAGUACAUGCAACGCUUCCUAAAUGCUGUGUUUCCUGACACAUGGAGAACUUUUUGUUUUUCAAAGUGAGCACUAUGGAUCACAAAAGCCAGGAGAAUCAGACAAAGAGGAAAACAAGAGACGGAAUGAAGCAAUUGAUCAACACCAUAUGGGGAGAGGGGAGGCUCAUGAAGGAAUACCCCAAACCCAUUUGUUUUUUAUGACAAAUAAAAUGUUUGCUACCA